UUUCUAAAUUAUUUAGAUUUUGUAUAAUUACUUACAUACUGACAUAUGCUAUAGCUUUAUUCUGGGGUAGGUAGCUACUGAGCUAGGAAAUGUUUUCGAAUCGCCAUUCAGGGCAUACUCGUAACAGAAGAAAUGAUAGGACAAACACAUUUGGUGAUAACCUUGGAAGAAGAUUAGGUGGAAAGCACAAAAACAUGAACAUAAUAUCUGCAAUACUAGGAACAGCAACAUUAGUAAUGCUUUGUGCGAGCCUCGUAGAACCUAAAUGGUUUGCUUUAGAAGGAGGUGAAUGUUGUCUUUCAUAUUUGGGAAUUAGUCUGUUUUUUGGGAAAUUCAGCAUGGAAGAUGCUCAAUCUAUACCGCUUGAUGAAUCCUGCAAGGAAGGGUCAUCGGUGGAUAUGGCAAUGUGUGUUAAUUCAAAAGCUUUAAUGCUAAUUCACGUUAUCAUUGCUUUUUGUUUCUUUGCAAUUAUUUCAAGUUUAUUUUCUUUUGUAUUGGAUGUUCUCUCACCAAGGAAAAAUCCAUUAUGGAAAGCGUUAAAAAGAUAUGCAAUUGGAUACAUAUUUUGCGUAUUAAACACAGCAACAACAGUAGGCUUUGCAUAUUGGGCUUCACAAGAAAUCUACAACUUACAGUUUGAUCAUAAGCAAUACCCUGGAAGCAAGGCUGAAGUAAUGUUUGGUACUGGUGUCUACCUUGUGACUGCAGCCGGUGGACUUGCAAUUCUUGCUACUGCUUCAAAUUUAAUGCGCCAAUACCCAACUGAGGAAGAGGAACAAGCUGAACUAUUACUUGAUGCAAUGGAAGAAAUGGACGAUGAUGGCAAUGUAACCAGUGCAUCAUGUAAUCUAGGUUAUGAGCCUAAUCCACCACCACCUUAUGUACCUUAGCGACUGAUCAGUUGCGAUUUUUUUAUUUGUAUUUGCUUCUGAACAAAAGCCCAAACUGCAAUGUUCACUCAGCAAACUAUUAAUUACCGUAGUAAUAUUACAAAUUAAUAACCAUGUUUAUGAAGAAAAAAGCAUAGAUAAUGGGAUAUGUCUAUUUUACCAAUAAAAAUAUUAGUUUUACUUUGAAUUUGUGACAAUCCCUUUGGUAGCAAUAAUUUUUAAACAGUAAGUACAGUUGGAGACUUUAUUGUUAAACUAAAAAUGGUUGUAGUCUUAUUGGUAUCUCCAUUCUGUCAAAUCUUGAGAUCCACAGAUAAUAUGAUAGCCAUAUAAUUUCAACUUGAGUAUCAGAAGCAACAUUUGUCUGAAACAGUUAUCUUGAAUAAAUGUAAGACAAAAGUGUGGUUUAUGUUAAGUUCUUUCAUCACAUAGUAGGUCUUUAUACUUUGCCUUUAUUUUCUAAUAUUUCACUGCUUCUAAUCAAAAAUACCCAUUCAUGUUCUUGUGUUGUCCUAAUAUUUUUACAGUAUUGAACGUUUGUCGUGUGCAAUUUUGUUGCUAUCGUGUCUGUUUUUUAUAGCUUGUUACAUUAUAUAUGCGCAUCAUUCUGUAUUCAA
This is a messenger RNA of Styela clava, 1507 nucleotides long. RefSeq names its product transmembrane protein 127-like. Lineage: Eukaryota; Metazoa; Chordata; Ascidiacea; Stolidobranchia; Styelidae. The record is from RefSeq and is a predicted model, not a curated record. Gene Ontology annotation, cellular component: membrane. Gene Ontology annotation, biological process: negative regulation of cell population proliferation; negative regulation of TOR signaling.